AUGCAUUCCUUGUUGAAUCGUGCCAACGCACUUCUUGCAUUUACCCUUUGGGUGCUUGCCGCUGUUACAGCAGCAUGCUUCUUGUCGGCGGUUUUUGAGGAUUAUACUACGGAUGUUUCAUACGAUGUUAAAAACUUGAAAGUAAGGUCGAUUGUCGACUACGCGAGUGAUGAGCAAGUUGCCGAUGUUGCGACGAUGAAGAUUUCAUUUAAAGCGGAUUUCACAAAGGUCUUCAACUGGAAUGUUAAACAGCUCUUCGUGUUCCUUGUUGCCGAAUAUUCGACGCCGAAGAAUGAGGUCAAUCAAAUAAUUUUAUGGGAUAGAAUUGUGGAACGAAACAACCGAGUGGUGAUGGAUGAGCGAGAAUUGAGAACUAAAUAUUACUGCAUGGAUGACGGAAGACAUCUCCUUGGACACAAUAAUGUUACGCUCAUCCUGCGAUACAAUGUUGUUCCAAAUGCGGGAUACUUACGUCUUUCUCAAGCCAGACAGUCUGUAUCACUUAAACUGCCUACUGAAUAUGCCUCAAAGUAA
Messenger RNA from Caenorhabditis bovis, 534 nucleotides. The record is from the annotation of a GenBank genome assembly. Lineage: Eukaryota; Metazoa; Nematoda; Chromadorea; Rhabditida; Rhabditidae.